AUGGGGUCAGUUUCAUCAAAUUCUUCUGGAACUGAAGAUUUAGGAGGAUUAUAAAACAUUCCUCAAAAUAUAAGAUAAUUUGAAUUGAAAGUAGAUUUAAAUAAAGAUGUACAUCCUACAUUAAGAUAGUUGCUUUUUUGGUCUUUAAAUGACAUAAGAUAAGUUUACGAAAAGUUUUAGAGGAGGAGUAAUAUUCCGUUCUUAGAUAUAACUUUAUUUUGUAAGAUAGUUCCUUUUACUCGCACAAAUGCUAUGUAUAUAUUUAGACACUUUUGCAAAUAAUCAAGUCUUCUGUCAGUUUAUGAAUUUCUCUGCGUUCUUGUUAUUACAUCAUAUACUCAUUAUAUAAAUAAGAUACAUUUUUUAUAUAUACUCUUUGAUUUGGAUUGCAAUGGAGGAAUAUCCUUAAAUGAAUUAUUAAUUAUAUUUAAAUCAAUUAUUAUGGGCUAUUGCAAGCUAACUGAGACUGAAUUACCACCUUAUAGUACUUUAGAAAAAUUUGCUAAACUUAUGUUCUUAAAAUCAGAUAUUUAAGCUGACAAUUCAUUAGAGCUAAAAGAAAUUAUAGAAUGGGUUGAAGGAAAUGGUAAGGCUAUGGAACUGUUUGCAAGAUUUGAACCUUAGUACAAAAUAAAAGAAAGUUUCGAAAUAUUCUUGCAUUUUAAGAGAUAUACUGAAGAUGAUGCAUAAGAAAUGCUUAAAAUGAUAAACAAAGCUAAUAAAUCUGAAUAUUAUCAUAAUGAUAUUUAAAAAAUUAUAGGAGGAAAAUAUGGAAAAACCUCUUCUUACAUGUAAGGCACAAAGAGCUUUAAUAAAUAAAAAGCAUAAAGUCUUCCUAAAUUAUUAAAUCCAGGUGUAUUAACAAAUUAAGCAUAGAAUCCUAAUAAUUCCAAUUUGCCUGAAUCAAUUGAAGAGUAAAUAGAAAAUGAUAUAAUUGAAAAAGCUUUGGAUAGUCAUGCAAAGAAGUAUGGAGAUAAAGAAAUGUAAGAAUCUAAAUCGCAUUUUAAUCUGCCUUAAAUCAUGAAAGCUUAAUCUCCAAAAAAAGGAAUUUCAAAAAAUAUUAUCAUCAUAUAAGGAAAUACUCUAACUAGGAAAUAAGUGUUCAGUUUAAAAGAAUAUUUUGAUAAGUUGGCUGGUAAUAAUCAGCAUAUUAAUAUAAAAGAGUUUACUAAGGCAUUUUAAGAUAAACCUCAUAUGAAGAGAGUAACAGCUAGUUUGUUUAAUUUUUUAGACUCUGAUUAAAAGGGAAUGGUAAGUUUUGAGUAACUACUUGUUAAGCUCUAUCCGUCAUUGACUAAGAAUAAUUUAAAGCUCAUAAAUACAUGGAUUAAGUAGUAUAUAAAAACAUUUAGUGCAGAAAACAAGGAUUUAUUGAUGGAAAAAGAUGAAAAAGUAAUUAAAAGAAAGAGAGUCUUACCAAGGACAGCUCUAAAGCGUAUUAAAGAAGUUUUUAAUCACUUAGAUGAAGAUCAAAAAGGAUAUAUAACUUAAGAAGAUCUUAAGCAGCAAUUCACUUAUGGUUAUACAACGAAAGAAAUAGAUGAAAUCUUUGAAAAACAUGAUAAAGAUAGGGAUGGAAGAUUAACAAUCGAUGAUUUUAUAAGAAUGAUUUUACCUUCUGACUAUAUAAUAGAAGAAAAAGAUGAACAAUGA
Messenger RNA from Tetrahymena thermophila SB210, 1653 nucleotides. Its product is annotated as EF hand protein. The record is from RefSeq and is a predicted model, not a curated record. The transcript is spliced from 11 exons. NCBI's taxonomy places the organism in Eukaryota, Ciliophora, Oligohymenophorea, Hymenostomatida, Tetrahymenidae. Gene Ontology annotation, molecular function: calcium ion binding.